AUGACCGGUCACAAGCAGUGGAUUACGGAACUUGCUUGGGAACCUUAUCACAGCAACUCGCAGUGCAGGCAUCUUGCAAGUGCUGGAAAAGAUGGAAAUGUAAGGAUUUGGGAUACAGUAAAAUGUGAGUUGGUUCGAUGCUUGACAGGCCAUACUGCUUCUGUGACCUGUUUGAAAUGGGGCGGACAAGGUCUGAUAUAUACAGGAUCUCAGGACCGAACAGUGAAAGUUUGGCGAGCUGAAGAUGGAAUUUUGUGUCGAACAUUAACAGGUCACGCACACUGGAUUAAUACACUAGCUCUGAAUGUGGAAUAUGCCUUACGCACUGGUUUUUAUGAACCCUUGGAGCAGUCGAUUGUUUCACUUGAUGAUGCGGUUGGCUAA
Molecule: messenger RNA, 384 nt
Organism: Gongylonema pulchrum
Lineage: Eukaryota; Metazoa; Nematoda; Chromadorea; Rhabditida; Gongylonematidae
Source: the annotation of a GenBank genome assembly